AUGUCGUCAGUUGUACCUGAUAAUGAAUUAAAAUCACAAAAUGAACGAACCGUAGCUGAUGGUGAUAUUUCAAGCGAACCUUCGGCAAAAAGACAACUGACUUUUCGAACAUAUAAAAAUUUGUUCGUUAUUUCUAUGGCUUUUCUUCUUCAAUUUACUGCAUUUCAAGCUAUGAGUAAUUUACAAAGUUCGUUAAAUACCGAAGCCAAUGUUGGUGUUAAUUCUUUAUCAAUUAUCUAUGCGUUUCUUAUUAUUUCAUCUAUUUUUUUACCACAUCCAUUAAUAGCUUUACUCGGUCUAAAAUGGACCAUUGUCGUGUCUCAAAUUCCGUAUCUGUUAUAUCUAGCAGCAAAUUGUUAUCCAAAAGCAUAUCUUAUGUAUCCGACUGCUGCCCUUGUUGGUUUAGCUGCUGCACCAUUAUGGACUUCAAAAUGUAGUUAUUUAACUGAUACUGGUGCAAUCUAUGCUGAAAGUAAACUUGUUCAUAAAAAUGUUAUUGUCAAUAGAUUUUUUGCACAAGUAUGGGGAAAUUUAAUAUCAUAUGUCGUACUUAAACCUAUGGAAAUAAAGACUAAUGGAACAAUAACAAAUUUAACAGAAAAAUAUAAUAAAUGUGGAGCAGAUUUUAGUGAACAAGAAUAUAAAGGUGCUCAUGUUACUAAUCAAAUUGAUCGAAAAACAAUUCAAAUUCUUUGUAUUGUCUAUGUUUGUAUAUGUAUUUGUUCAAUAUUAAUAAUAAUAAGUUUUCUUAAUCAACGACGAAAAGCAUCAAAAGAUAACAUUUCUCUUAUGUUUCGUCAUUCUGUUACAUUACUUGUUUCAACAGUUAAACAUAUGCGUCAUGUUAAACAAUUAUUGCUUAUUCCAUUAACUAUUUGGUCAGGUUUAGAACAAUCAUUUCUAGGAGCACAAUUUACAUUAGGUUUUGUGUCAUGUACAUUGAAUGCAAAAUAUGUUGGUUUGAUUUUAAUUGCAUAUGGUAUUUGUGAUUCUAUAGGUAGUUUUUGUUUUGGUCAAUUAGUAAAAUUUGUUGGUCGUUGGCCAUGUUUUGUUAUUGCUGCUAUGAUAAAUUAUUCUUUAAUAAUAACAAUGUUUAUUUGGAAACCAACAGAUAGUCAAAUAGUUGUUUUAUUUGUUUUAGCUGGUCUAUGGGGUGCAGCUGAUGCUGUAUGGCAAACACAAAUAAAUUCAUUUUAUGGUGUUUUAUUUACUGAUAAAGAUGAAGCUGCGUUUUCAAAUUAUCGUCUUUGGGAAUCAAGUGGUUUUGUAUUAUUUUACAUAAUAACACCAUAUAUUCGUAUAAGAAUAGGAUUAAUUAUUUUAUUAAUAUUUUUAACAUUAGGUAUGACUGGUUAUGGUGCAACGGAAUAUCUACUAAUAAAGAAAAAAAUGAAGGUGGCUGAUGAACCCCGCCCUAAUUAA
Molecule: messenger RNA, 1422 nt
Organism: Rotaria sp. Silwood2
Lineage: Eukaryota; Metazoa; Rotifera; Eurotatoria; Philodinida; Philodinidae
Source: the annotation of a GenBank genome assembly